AUGUGGAGAAUAUACGGCUUCAUUGUUAAUGAAAUGUGCCCAUCAGUAUAUAGCUUACAUUUACAUCUUGAGGAUAAACACCAAGUAACUUUUCGAGCAAAUGAAGACUUAAUCAAUGUUCUCAACUCUGAUCGAUCUGCAAAAUCAAUGUUAACAGAAUUAUUUGCAUUAAACCAAGUAGAUGAAAAUGCCAGGACAUUGUUAUACAAAGAAUUUCCAGAAUUUUAUGUUUGGAGCCAACAAUACAAAGAGUGGACUUGUCGGAAAAAAAAAACUGUUAUAGGUCAAAUUGUUACAGCAAAUCCAUUUGAAGGUGAGAGGUAUUAUCUGCGGAUAUUGCUAAAUCAUGUAAGAGGACCUUUGUCAUUUGAAGAUCUUAGGACAGUUGAUGGUGUCGUGGCUCCAACAUUUCAUGAGGCAGCAACUAUGCAUGGUUUGCUACAAAGAGACAGUAGCUUACAAGAUUGUUUACAUGAAGCAUCUCUAUAUCAAAUGUCAUUCAGUUUGAGACGACUAUUUGCAAUUAUUUUGGUUUAUUGUAAUCCAACCAAUCCGAGAAAGCUUUGGGAACGUUUUGAGCAAGAUAUGUCAGUUGAUUUUAGGUCGACUGAAGAUUCUAUGUCGGAUGUAAGAAUGCAAGUUUUACGCUCAAUCUCUUUUACACUUGAAUCAAUGGGGAAAGACAUUAAUUCGUUCCAUCUUCUUGAUGACAACAUUUGUUUUGGUGAAGACCAACUCGAAUCUAGGGAAAUCGAUGAUGAAUUGGCUGUUGAAAUUCCAGAAGAAGAUAUUGUUGCAUCAGAAGCCCUUAAUAGUAAACAACGACAUGUCUAUCAUUCAGUUUUGGGAAAGGUUUUUUCUAAUGAAGCUGCUACAUUCUUUGUCGAUGGCCCUGCUGGGACGGGGAAGACAUUCCUGUACAAGGCACUUCUUGCCGCAGUAAGAUCAAGAAAAUUAGUCGCACUUGCAACUGCUUCAUCUGGUGUUGCUGCAUCUAUCCUUCCUGGAGGUUGA
Molecule: messenger RNA, 1014 nt
Organism: Carya illinoinensis
Lineage: Eukaryota; Viridiplantae; Streptophyta; Magnoliopsida; Fagales; Juglandaceae
Exons: 1
Coding region: 1-1014 (337 amino acids)
Biological process (GO): DNA repair; telomere maintenance
Molecular function (GO): DNA helicase activity
Source: RefSeq, a predicted model, not a curated record